AUAUCAUAUCAGUCCUUCUGCUAAACUCAUAUACUAUAUUAACGACUGUAAUAUUGAAAACGACGAUGGAAAUAAUAUAUACAAUAUUAAUCCAACACAAUUUGCGCAUAACCUUUAGUAAAAUAAUAUAUUUAAAACACUACCAGUAAUUAAUCAUAAUCAGGUUUUCAUCUUCUUCUCUGCGCUGUUUCUCUUCCAAACACUAAAGUCAACCAAAAAGAUUAGAACAUAUUCUGCUCUUUCAACCAAACAAUCUGCAGUUUAAUUUGAGAUGGCAGCUUAUGCAGCUCUUAUUUCUCUCUUGAACAAUAUUCAGCAGAUGAUGAAUCAUCCUAACCUUUCCACUUCUUUCCACAACAAUCAGAUUCAAUCUCUUGAGGAAAAGGCUGCUUUGUUGCUUGAUUUCAUAGAGACCUAUAACUAUGGUGGUGGAGGUAGUGAAGAAGCACAAGAUCUGGAAAGCCUAAUGGCAUCAGCAGCUCAUACGGCUGAAGACAUGAUUGAAUCACACAUCGUCAAUCAAGUACUUCUUCCUCUUUCUGCUGAUGAUCGCGAAGCAGCUUUGAGUUUCUCGUUGUAUCUACAGAAAAAGUCGUCAAUUGAAAAGAAAAAUGCUCCUGCAGUUGGAGAUGUGGAUCAAUUUCAUGGUGGAUCCAACCAAGCAAUUGAAGAGCCUGCACCUCAUGUGGCUGGAGGUGGAUGCUGGAUCAAUUUCAUGCAGCUCAUUAAGAGAAAAAGGGCAAUUCAAGAGAAAAAUGAAGCUGCAGUUGGAGAUGUUGAUCAAUUUCAUGGUGAAUCAAACCUCAGCUAUUUUGACUAUCUGCGACAGAUAAUUGAAGACAUGGAUGCUAUCAUCGAAAAGGCGAAUGAGUUGAAGGAGAAACAGAGAUUGAGAGAGGACCAACCACCCACGCAUUCAACACCUCUGUAUACCGAGACCAGAGAAGAAAGUUGUAUGGUGGGAUUUCAUGAUGAGUUGAUUCAACUUCUCGAUGAGCUCACCGGUCAUCGAUCCAAUCGACAAAUCAUCUCAAUCGUCGGUAUGGGCGGCAUGGGUAAGACUACUCUUGCCAAACAUAUUUAUGCUAAUCAACUCAUUAUCGAACACUUUGAUAUUCGUGCUUGGGCUACCGUAUCUCAGCAAUACAAUGCUAAACAAAUUCUUCAACAACUACUUUCUAGCCAAGGAAAAUCCUCCAAUAAAACUGUAGAUGAAUUAGGAGAACAAUUGUAUAAAACUUUAUCUGGUAGGAGAUAUUUAAUCAUUUUAGACGACAUUUGGAGUUUCGAAGCUUGGAAUGAAGUGAGGUGUUUCUUUCCUGAUAAUGGAAGUGGAAGCCGGAUUCUUCUAACUACUAGGUUGUCAGAUGUGGCUAACGAUUGUGGCUCUUCUUGCUUUCAAAAGAAUCUUCUAGAUGAGGUUGAAAGUUGGGAAUUAUUCUGUAAGAAGGCAUUCCAAAAUGAAGAUUGUCCUAGUGAACUUGAGAAAGUUGGAAGGGAGAUUGUUAAAUUAUGCAAAGGACUAGCAUUGUCCAUUGUUGUGAUUGGUGGGAGUCUUCUAAAUUCUCCUAGAACCGUAGGAUAUUGGAAGAAUGUUGCCAAAGAUAUAGAAUCAAGUCCCAACUCAAAACAGAAAGACGAAAGUUUAGAUGUAUUGUUUUCAAGUUAUAACCACUUGCCUCCUCGUUUAAAGCCUUGCUUUCUUCAUAUUGGAGUUCUUAAACUUACUAAUUAUGAGAACCUCCAUAUCUCGAGAAUCAUCCAACUUUGGAUUGCUGAGGGAUUUUUGAAAUCAAAUGGAGGCCGAGUUUUGGAAGAGAUUGCAGAGGACUACUUGAAAGAACUUAUUGAUAGAAAUCUGAUAUUAGUCAGCAAACAAAGUAAAUCUGGGAAGAUAAAACGUUUUGAUAUUCAUGAUCUUUUAAGAGACCUAUGCUUAAAAGUAGCAGAGCAACAAGGGUUUUUUCAUGUGAUCACUCAAGGCCCCGUACUAGGCACAGAACGUCGCCUAGUAUAUAACAAUGCUUCGCGGGGGAGGGAAACUGCCAAACUUCCACUUGCACGCAGUAUCAUGGAAUGUGAACUCCACAAGGAUGCUUAUAAACAUGGAUUGUUGAGAGUUUUGGAUGCACAAAGUCACAUAGCAAUUGAAGAAUCAUUUGGGUGUGUUAACUUGCGCUACCUUGCUUUGUCGGAACAUGAUGGCGAGGAUCUUCCUAGUUCUGUGUCCUUGGUAUGGAAUCUGCAUGCUUUAAUCAUUAAUUCUUCAUGGAGACUAUCGCUCUCUUCGAGAGUUGUUGCAGCAAUUGAAAUUUGGAAGAUGCGAUAACUUAGGCAUAUCAAGUGUGGUCGAAUUUAUCUUCCUCAACCCGAUGGACUAGAUGACUUGAUAAUCUUGGAAAAUCUUCAGACGCUUGGGUAUGCAGUGAAUUUGAGGUUGAGUGAGGAUGUGUGCAAGAUCAUUCCCAAUAUCAAGAAAUUGAAUCUUGAAUAUAAUCGUGAAUUGCAAGG
Salvia miltiorrhiza (redroot sage) is the source of this 2511-nucleotide messenger RNA. RefSeq names its product putative late blight resistance protein homolog R1A-4. Lineage: Eukaryota; Viridiplantae; Streptophyta; Magnoliopsida; Lamiales; Lamiaceae. Gene Ontology annotation, molecular function: ADP binding. Bases 272 to 2329 code for a protein of 685 amino acids. The record is from RefSeq and is a predicted model, not a curated record. The transcript has a single exon. Gene Ontology annotation, biological process: defense response to other organism.